CAACCUAAAUAAUAUUUAUGUACUGUCUAGAAAUACCAAAUCUUAAGUGUUUUUUUUGUUUCUGCUUUUACUAAAAUGUUUCAGCUGUCACUAAAUUUCUAUUUUUCAGAGAAAAUGAAGACUGUUACAAGCUUCUGCACACUGGUAAGCUUUGGGAAAUGCUUAACACUGCCAUGUGGGACCAUAGGCAAAGAAACCCAGAAUGCCAAGGCAACUUUGGAUUUGAUCCUACAUCAUCACAGCAGUGGGGCUUUGGCUGGAGGGAAUGUGUAUACUGUUACCAAUGCCAGUACAAGUCCCCGCGCUUUAAGCUUUAUAAAGAAAUUAAAAGUAAAAAGCGGGGACCAAAAUCUGCAACAGUGAAUCGCGGCAUCACGGUAGCUAUGACACAAACACCUAUUGCAACCAGCAGUAUAAGGAAAAUUUGCCUCGGAGGCAACAUACCGGCUCCCUCUGCGAGUUGUUUACAAGAAAAUGCAAAUAAAGUAAACAACAUUGUAGUUAAUGAAAACCAAAAAGACAUGAAAAGAAUACGCAAUGAGCUACAAGAAAUAAAUAAGUACCGAAACAGGCCGGCAAAUAAAAUCAACAUCCAAGCCGAUGGGAUGUACAAUAACAAUUUAUAUGGUGGGGUGGGACGGACACCAUUUCAGCCAGCAACACAAGCUACUUAUACAAUUGCAGAGACAAUAACAAAAAAAAAGCAAAUAAUUGCUGCAGAAGCAGUGAAUAAAUUAUGUUCCAAGCAUGGAUUCCAUACAAGUUCUGAUGAUGCAUGUGACAUGAAAUGUGCACCCUGUCCUGCCACUGCUAGUAUUGAGACUACCAUAGGUGAUGAGCACAGAUGGGCAAGAAGCUGUCUAGAAGAUUUGCAUGAAGAUGGCCUUGAAGUCAGCUUCUUGACCACUGAUGCAGAUACUGGAGCCUAUCGGGCAGCAGUGGAUCUGUACAACGAAAAAAUCACGACUACAGAGCCAUGCCAUCAGUUCGAUACCAGGCAUCUUGCGGAAAAUCACAGAAAGCAAAUGCGUAACUGCCCAAGGAUUUUAAGCAUGAUGCCCGGGCAUGAUUCCGCAUACAGAAACUAUCUUCGCGGCAGGUUCUCUCUUGAUUUGAGCAAAAGAUGUACUGCAGAAUUUGACGCAUUUUUCUUAAGGGAGCACGGUGAUAUUACUAAAAUUAUUGACAAAAUGAAAUACUGUGUUAAUGCUAUCAAGCGGUGUUAUGCAGGGGACCACUGUGGCUGCAAAAUGCAUUCUUUAAACUGUAAAGGUCUACCAAACAAUAACUGGUUAUUAAACAGCCCAUUUCUCACUAAAAAUUUCAGAAUCAGUUUAACUAAGCCUGAAAACCAUGACACAAUGUUAGACUGGAUUGAAUUCCGCCUUGGUGAAGACAUGCUAAUGAAAACCAGACUGAAUUCUAACACACAAAAGGUGGAAGGUACAAAUAGAGCUAUUAAAAGAAGCCUACCCAAAAAUGUUACAUUCACUAGAAAUUUCCCAGGCAGACUAAACAGUGCUAUCCACUCAGUAAAUAAUGGACCAGGUCAAUCGGUUAUAAAACUCUGUCGGGCUGCGGACUGUCCAAUUCCAGAAAGCGGUCGUGUCGCUGCACAGCUACAAACUGAACAGCGAAAAGCUGAAACAAAACAAAGAAGGGAAAUGACUUUAAAUUUCAAGCACAAAAGGAGGGAAAGAAGGGCAAUAAUGUAUAAAUUACAUGAAAAAACCAGGGAAACAAAUAAGUACAUGAAAUCACAAUUACUUAAAGAUAGGAUGGCUCAGUUGACUAAAAGACGACGACAACUACAAAAUUUACAGAAACCUACCACCCCAGUGCCUAGUACCAGCGAUCACGAACAAUACACACGUCCGUUUCACGCCAAGCGGGUAACUAAACAAGGCGGAGCAUGCCGGCAUGGAAAAACCUGA
Molecule: messenger RNA, 1934 nt
Organism: Mercenaria mercenaria
Lineage: Eukaryota; Metazoa; Mollusca; Bivalvia; Venerida; Veneridae
Exons: 1
Coding region: 159-1934 (591 amino acids)
Source: RefSeq, a predicted model, not a curated record